AUGACAAUUCGCCUCUUGCCACAUCAUCAGAAGGAUGUACAUGAGGGCUUGCGGCGACAGACACAAAUGCUGCUGGGCAACUUUUUGCCCGCGCUCAACGGCGUGCCAACCCGCAUUACGGCGAUCCGCAUGCAUCACGACCACGGCAUGAUCCACGAGGACAUGGCCGCGAUCCACGUCAAAGUUACGGUGGACUUUGAGGUCUUCCAGCCUAGCGUGGGCAUGCUCCUCCGCGGCGUCGUCAAUAAAAUUAGCGAAUCCCAUGUCGGCGUACAGAUCAACGACCAGUUUAACGCUUCAGUCGCCAAGGCAGACCUGCCCCGCGACUACCAGUUUAAUGCAGCAGAGAACACUUAUGACCAUGCAGCCACGCCAGAACGUCAGCUGACCAUCGGCUCCAAGGUGAUUGUCCUCGUGGCCGACCUCAUGCGCAGCUCGCACGGCGCCAUCAAUAUCAAGGGACAAAUGAACCAGCCUGGCACAGGACCUGAUUUCCGGGAAGAGGAAGAGGAGGACGAGGUGCCGGCCGUCGAGACCGUCCGCACACCUGUACAGAGCCAGAGCGCCACCCCCCAGGUUGAGGGUAGCAAAAAGAAGCACAAGAGCAAAAAGAGCAAGGAGGACGCGGCCCCAACACCAAGCAGCAGCAAGAAACGCGGUCAUAAGGACGUUGCCUCCGACACCCCAACCAAGGCCAAGAAGAGCAAAAAGGAUAAAUCCAAAGCCCAAUAA
This is a messenger RNA of Monosiga brevicollis MX1, 732 nucleotides long. RefSeq lists its product as uncharacterized. The record is from RefSeq and is a predicted model, not a curated record. The transcript is spliced from 3 exons. Lineage: Eukaryota; Choanoflagellata; Craspedida; Salpingoecidae. Gene Ontology annotation, biological process: DNA-templated transcription initiation. Bases 1 to 732 code for a protein of 243 amino acids. Gene Ontology annotation, cellular component: RNA polymerase I complex. Gene Ontology annotation, molecular function: nucleic acid binding.